AUGAACACACGCCAGGUGUAUUUUCAAAGAGAGGUGCACCUUUGUUUUGUUUCAAAGAAUGUCGGAGUCAAUUAAAUAUUCCUUUUUUGUACAGGUACUUUAAGUAUCAGACAAAAGUUAAGUUUAAAACCACGGUGUAUAGUGUAUAGAAGUUUAGUGGUAAAUGAUAUAAAUUGCACUCAUCCUGGAUUACAAAUCUGUUGCCGAUACCGUUUACGGAAACGGGCAUGCACUACCCACAUCGCACAUUCAAUCUAAUGCACUGGCCCAAACACCACCAACUUAUCGAAUGCCACCAACCCCACCAUUUGUUGAAGCAGACAUUCCAGGAUCUACAGUAGCAUUCUCUCAAGCUUCUCAACUAUAUACACAUUCCGGUAAAUUCCCGAUUGAAAGGCAGAUCACUCUUACAAGCACUGAGAAAAACUUUAAGAUACCAAUACUAACAGAUUUAAAAAAGCGGUCAAAAGGUUCUGUAAUAGCACCAGACUUACCACCUAAACGUUUAACGGCCUGGACAAAUCAAGAACCAAUGCAACCUAACCAAAUUUACUCAGACCAGAGUCACCCCGGUUUUUCUCAACAAAUCCCACAAGGAUCCCACCCUAUCCAGGCUCAAUAUAGAACUGCCUACUAUCCGGAUGCUAAUGGCCUUAGAACUCCCGAAAUGCAAAGAAGCGAUACUAAAGUAUUGGUUCAUAGUGGAGAACCACUAGCUGCCACUGCCUCUUCACAACCGGUAUACCAGUCCUCUGAAAAGCACGAAGUGCCUAAUCCUGAGGAACAAACUUUAAGUCCAAAGAAUACCCGCAAAGUCAGCCAAACAUAUCACGCACUUAAGGAUAUUAUAUCAGGAAAAUUUCGUGGGAAAGAUAAUGAGAAAAAUGAUAAUACUGAUUUAAAUAAUGCCUCAAUAAAACCAAAGAAUGUACCAAUCGAUGCAGAUCCUACGAAAAUAAAUUCGGCACAAGUUUAUCCACCGUAUAAUCCAGAAGCACAUCAUUAUAAUCACCAACAAAUGCCACAACACGCAGUUCAACAGGCUCAUCAAUUUUAUACUCAGCAAUUAAGAAAUCAGCAGCAUCAGUAUUCCCAAUUGGUUCAACAGAGGGCGAUGGAUAAUAGUUCACAAUAUAGACAAAAUCAACCUCAAUUAUAUGGAAAUACGUUCUCACGAAAUCCACCCAAUUCACCUCAACAGUUUCUUCCUACUAAUAAAGAUAGUGGAAUACAUCCUGAAUUAGAGAUUAUGAAUAAUGAACAGGGCGUUCCAAAAAGGCGAAGUGCACAACAAAUUGAGAGAGAUAACUUAAAGCAAAAAAGUUUGGAAGCUAGGCGAACUUUAUCACAUCCGCAUUUACUCCUUGAUUCAGAAGAAAAUCAGCUAGAAAACAAUUCGAUACAGCAACCAGUAAACGUUAGGAGAGGAUCUUUAGGCAAUAUUCUAGAAGCAAACAAGAUAUUACCUAAUCCAGGAUUAGGGUAUCCCGAUGGAAAGGAAAGUGACGAUGGUGGUUUUCUUUCGAAAAAAUCACACACAGGACCAUAUUUUAGUCAACAAAAGGUGCAACAGGAAGGUCAUUCGCAUGCAGUUGCAUCGAAGAUCGAAACUGCAAUAUCAGAACCAAAAAGGCGAACCGAAAAUGAAGGUGAGAGAGAAAGAGCAUCGUCCAAUAUUGAUUCGGGACGAGGAAGUGCGGCAUAUAGUAGUGGAAGAAGACCACCUCUGGAUGACAUUACUGAUGAUAAUGCACCAACCGUUUCUAGAGGGUAUGAAGAUUGCAAUGAACAAGAAAACGAUUCGGAGUGGGUUGACAUUGUCGAGAAGGAGCUCAGGCAUAUUUUAGAACCAAAAUUGUUAGAACUGUCACUUCAAGGGAACAGUCAUGGUAUAAAUAGGUCUAUUGUCAGUGGCGGAAGCAUAUCGUCUAUCACACCACCCCUUCCGCCUCUUUCAGGGGAUAACUUAUCACCUUCCUUAACACCAAAGAAUUCGGAUAGUAUCAAGGGACUGCCGCCAAGGCGAGGUGGAUACUAUGAUAAAGAAAGAAUGCAUUCUAAAGAUUUAUAUGACGACAGAAGGAAGAGCAGCAAAUAUAUGGGAAAAGUAGAUUAUAACACUGCCCUCAGAGGAAAACAAAUUUUUAGAUUAGAAAGCACCGAUAUAACAUCAACAACCACCAGAUCACUGGAUCUGGAGUCAAUUUUGGAUGGUCAAAGUGACUCAGACACUAAUUUAAGUGCAGCUGAUACCAAAGCAAUUAGGAGGCAACUGGAAGGGUUAGAAAAUAUGUAUUCCGAAGUACUGAAAUUCUUAGGGGUAAACAAAAGAGUUGGUAAUCGUUAUCAACCUUCAGAUCCUAGGUUUCAUAAAAAAAGACAUGGAAGUAUGUCCUCCUUACCAUCUUCAUCGGUAAGUUCGGUGAGACGAGAUAGGCGGUAUCCUAGAGGAGUUCCUGAAGAUCGACGAAGAGGUCGAGAAAUACCAAGAAAUACAAACCGUAGAUUUCAAAGACUGGAGGCUCAUGUAGUAACCCUAGCCAGAAGUGUUGCUCAUUUGUCUAGCGAAAUGAGAACUCAACAUCUGGUGGUACAGGAAAUAGAAUCUGUCAGGCAAGAAGUUGCUGCACUACGGGCACAAACUAAUAUGUUAAAUGUUAGGUCUCAAACCUUAAGAACAAUAACCAACGUGGAACUACCAACUUUAGCUAAUCCAACAAGAGUAAAAAAACUUACAAAGUUCUUUGGAGAUGAACCACCUCUCUUGAGACUAUUUUUAAGGAAGUUAGGAUACGAGAAAUAUGCGAAUAUUUUUGAAAAUGAAAAGAUUGGCAUGGUCGAGCUUCCCUACCUAAGUGAAGAAAGAUUACAAAAAAUGGGAAUCCCCCUAGGACCUAGACUUAGAAUAAUGCAAGAGGCCCAAAUUUCUGUGAACACUGAAAAUACUUUAUGUAUUAUAUAAUAGCAAUAGUUUUUGUAGCUAUAUAGUAAUAUAUUAUGAUUUUGUAGU
This is a messenger RNA of Anthonomus grandis grandis, 3010 nucleotides long. RefSeq lists its product as uncharacterized. NCBI's taxonomy places the organism in Eukaryota, Metazoa, Arthropoda, Insecta, Coleoptera, Curculionidae. The record is from RefSeq and is a predicted model, not a curated record. Gene Ontology annotation, molecular function: protein binding. Bases 290 to 2962 code for a protein of 890 amino acids. The transcript is spliced from 16 exons.